GACCAGAGAGAAACAAGAGAACUCAAAAUUAAACAAAAACAAAAAUUGCUCCACGCGAAGAAGAAACGUUUUGAGUCUCUUUCUCUCUCUUUGCUCUGGUUUGAAAAAAAAUAAAUAAAUAAAUAAAAAAGAAUAAGAAAAAGAAAAAGCUCUGAGGAAAGAGAGCGAGGGUUUUGUGAAGGAGAGAGAGGAAUGAAAACCUAGCUUUUGGGAGAGGUUGAGUAGUGAGAGAAAUUUAGAGAGAGAGAGUGUGUGUGUUUGUGUGUUUGUGGAAGUUAUCUGUGUUCGGCGUUAUCAAGGCUAGGGUUUUGAUAUUCGUCGUUGAUAAAGGGUUUGGUAGUUCCCUUGGACGAAAUCGUGGCUGCUUUACUGUUUUUUGGGUUUCAUGGAAGAUUUUUAUGAGAAUCGAAGCAAUUUUAGUUUUGAAUUUGGGGAUUAUCUCGGCCUAGUAUAGCAAUUACUGGAAAUCGCAGUUGAAGAUUUAGUAUUGGGAUCCUUCCUUGUGGCUCUAUCCAGACUUUGAAGUUUCUGAGUAAUUUCAAUCAACUAGCACUGAGGUUUACAACAAUUUUGUAUGGGAAAUAGAACAUUAUCCCUGCUCAAUUGUUGUUUUGAAUUUGAGAAGCAUGAUAUAUGAAGCAGUAUGACGCUGGAAGAUUUUUUCACUUUGACUGAGAUGAAAGAUGGGCUCACAGCCCUGUCUCGAGUUGAGGAGCUCAUAACUGUAAUGCAGAAGGAGAAAGAGUGUGGUGUGAAGAAUGCUAGUGAUGCAACAAGGCAGUGGACUGCUGUGGCCAGCACUAUUGCUGCCACAGAGAAUAAAGAUUGUCUUGACCGUUUCAUUAAUUUAGAUGGUCUUUUGUUCAUUGAUAGAUGGCUAAAAGAAGCACAGCAGUUAUGUACCGAUGCAAACGAAAGCUUUGUGGAAGAAUCCAUUACUGCUUUAUUACAAGCACUUGAAAAGCUUCAUGUAGAUAAUGAAAAGUCAAAAUCUUCAGGAAUCUGGAUUACUAUUGAGACUCUUCUUGGGCACAAAAGUUCUAGAGUUAAAGACAGAGCUAAACUUCUGUUUGAUAGCUGGAAGCAGGAAAGCUGUGAGGAUAAAGUUAACAAUGUUGUCGACAAUGUUGGUUUAUUGCAUAAUGAUGGGACUUCAAAGCCUAUUUUAGAUGAAGAUAGGCCAUCUUCUUCAGGUGUCUCUACUUCUGAAGGAACUGUUAAAGGGGAGGAAAUGCAAACUGCAGAACCUGCCAAGGAGAUAAUAAGCUCAGAUAUAUUAUCAGGAAGAGAUGAUGUACAGAUUAAUAAUCAGCAAGGCAUUGACAAAAGUUCAAAUAGUGCUAACAUUGAUGAAAUAACUGCCAAUCCUUCAGCGCUUAUCAUCUUAAACUCUGUUGAGAAAAGCCCUACCGAAGAAGAUUCCACUGUGUGUUCUAUUGGAGGAAGCACACCAUCUGAGCCUAGUUUUGUGGCUCCUAAGAAUGGCACUGUUGAGGGACAGCCAGAUUUUUCAAAAGUAAAUGAGCUCACAAAAAAUGAAAAGCAGGCAGACAAAGCUGAAAAUUCGUUGCCAAGUCCAAAGGAACCUUUUAUUGUUUCAUCAGAUGCUGGUGCUUCAAGUUCGCUGGAACUUAUGAAGCAACCUACUUUGCAAAAUAAUGGCGGACUGAAUGAAAAUGAUAGCUGUCAAAAACUAUCUCCUGUUGGUGGUGCAGUGGCAUCUGCAUCUGAUUCAAGGAGUGUGAUUGGGGAUUCAAAGUUUAUAAAUAAUCUCAAUGUUGUUGAUGAUAGUGAAUGUUGCUCUAAAGCGUCACAUUUCUCAUCGGGUAAUCAUAAUUCUUUGGCAAAACCUGAAGAUUUAGGGACUUCUUCUAUGACGGAUGACCUGGAAAGUGUUGAUGAUGACAAGGAGUAUGGUAGGGAUGAUGAACAUAAGAAGAGUUCUAGUGAUGAAGAUAUGGAGAGUGCUAGCGAUGAAGAUACAGAUUUUAGGAGUGCUUAUGAGUUUUCUAAGCCUGUCAUGGAUUCCAAUCGUUCUCGUGCUACUGACCGAAGAAGAUCAGAUUCAGAAUUUGAUAUUGGGUUUGGGGUUGACGCUCUAGAAGUUGCUCGGCGCGUUGCUGAAGCUGUUGAAAGAGAAGUAGGGGAUCUCAAAGGACCAUUUAGUUGUUCUUCUUCUGAGAAAAUUUCAUCAGGCGAACCAAAGGAGGCAGGUAGUCCAGACUCCAUAAAUGAAAAACAGGACCGACCCCCUGAAGUUUCAUCGAAGGAGGAACCAACUGCUCAAAGCCAUUCUGCUGAGGCUUAUCCUAGAGAAGAUCUGCAGGUGAGAAACAUCGCUAAUCUGGAUGUGGUACCAGAAAACUGCACCCAUGCCGUAGACUCCUCCCAAGUAACUGAAGCUGUAGAAGAAACAAAAAUGAACAUAGACAAAGGUCCUUGUGGUUUUGAUCUAAAUGAAGAACUUUUCUCUGAUGAAGUAGAACGUUAUGCUAAUAUUGUAUCUACCCCUGUUCCUGUUGUUUCUGCUUCAAGGCCAGUGACUUCUGGACUGUCAGUAUCCCCUUUACAGUUUGAGGGUUCUCUUGGAUGGAAAGGAUCUGCUGCUACUAGUGCUUUCCGACCAGCUUCUCCUCGCAGAAAUUCUGACAAUGAUAAAAAUCAUUCUGUUGGGGGUACUAGUGAUAGUAGUUCAAAGCAGAGGCAAGAUUUCCUAGAUAUUGAUCUCAAUGUGGCCGAGGGUGGAGAGGACUUGGGGAAACAAAUUCCGGCAUUGUCUGGCCUCCCCUCUGGGGAAUCUUCUGUGGAAGCGAGUCCAAAAAAAUCCAAAAGGUUCAAGUUGGAUUUAAAUACCAUUGAAGAUGAUAGUGAUGUUCUACCAUUGAAUUUGAAGGCAGAAGGGCAGCAGUUGUUCCAUCACCGAAAUGGCCACCGCAGUCCAUCUCCUGCGUCAUCAUCUUCAUCAAUGCAACCUUUUAUGAGAAAUAUUGAUUUGAAUGACAGACCAUCUUUCAUUGAUUCCAUAGAACAAGGGUCUGGCAAGUCUUUUCAGGGGGUUAAUAAAUUUGUGGUGCCUAAUUCUGUUAUUUCUAUAAUGGGUACCCGUGUGGAAAUCAACAGAAAAGACACUGUUCCUCAAGUUCUUUCUCUGCAUAGUGGCAAGUCUCUUGAGCCUGCAUUUGAUGCUGCUACAAUGACGAGAACAGGGAGUUUUUUGGGACUUGCUUCCACAGGGUCAUAUGGUCAUUCGCCUGUUUAUGGGUACAAUGGUCUGGCAACAGGGCCCACCAUGUCUUUCUCCAAUCCCAUGUAUGGACCUGGUGGAGCAAUCCCCUGCAUGUUGGAUUCACGAGGUACGUUGAUGCCUCAAAAUCUGGUUUCUACUGCGCCACCUUUUCCCCAGCAUCCAUUCAUCAUGGGCAUGGCGAAUGCACAUCCAAGUCUAAAUGGUGCUGGACCUUCACGCCCCAAUUUUGAUCUAAAUUCUGGGUUUGUUGUUGAGGGAGGAGGUAACAGGGACUCUGUUUUGAGACCCUUUUUCAUAUCUGGCCAGGGAAGGCCUCUGGAGGAGCAGCUUAGGACCAAUUCACAGCCGCCAUCAAGUUCUGCUAUUGGUGGGAAAAGGAAGGAACCGGAUGGUGGGUGGGAAGCUUACCAAUUUAGCUACAAACAGCAUCAACCACCGUCGUGGAAACAAAGGGCUUUGCAAGGUUAGAAGACUGGGAUAUAUGUAGCUGUAGUUUCUUGUCCAUGUAUAUCACAAAAAUAUAGGAACGGAUCUUAAAUGAUUUUGGUUGGUGGUGCUUGUGGAAAGUUUCUUUCAUGUCGAGUCUAGUUAAUCUAUAGAUUAAGACAGAAUUGGUGUAUAGAAAACAUCCUCACCGUUUCUUCUUUUUCAAGUACUCAGAACUUAUUUACCACCACUGCUACUAGCCUUUUAUUUUAAUUAGAGGAAGUGUUUAAUUUUUUUUCCUAUCCAAUAUUAGAAGUUAUUAUCUA
Messenger RNA from Cannabis sativa, 3999 nucleotides. RefSeq lists its product as uncharacterized. Lineage: Eukaryota; Viridiplantae; Streptophyta; Magnoliopsida; Rosales; Cannabaceae. Bases 644 to 3715 code for a protein of 1023 amino acids. The record is from RefSeq and is a predicted model, not a curated record. The transcript is spliced from 5 exons.